UCUGCUACCAUGGAGAAAGUAAAGGCAAACAAACCCAUCGUCUUGAACGCGGACAAAAUCAUCGGCACUGCCAUAGAGCAAUUUCCAGAUCCCAGCACCGGAGGCGACGUCUCAUGGAGAACGUUGAUCUCAACACCCAAGACACCCACAAACACCUUCACCGUCGGUAUUGCUACAUGCGCCCCAGGCGCAGAAGCUGGAUGCCAGGGCCAUCUCAAGCCUCACCGUCACAAGCAAGCGGAAAUCUACCAUGUCACUCUAGGCGAAGGGAUAGUGACAAUCGAUGGGGAGGAGUACGAAGUGCGCAAAGGGAGCGUGGUGUGGAUACCAGGCGAUGCUGAGCAUGGGGUUCGGAAUUCAGGAGACGAACAGUUGGUGUGGCUGUAUGCAUUUGCUACGGAUGGGUUUGAGGAUAUUGUGUAUCGGUUUAAUGAUCUUGAACGUGGGCAAGGGCAAGGGCAAGGGUAUGUGCAAGGUGGAGAAGCAGUACAUGCCAGAGCGAAACUGUGA
This is a messenger RNA of Periconia digitata, 510 nucleotides long. The record is from the annotation of a GenBank genome assembly. NCBI's taxonomy places the organism in Eukaryota, Fungi, Ascomycota, Dothideomycetes, Pleosporales, Periconiaceae.